GCUGGAGUGCAAGAGCGGUGACAACUCUGUUAGUUUCAGUCGUUGUUCAGAAGUUUUAAAUUUCGACCACUAUGAGGGAGAUCGUACACCUGCAGGCAGGCCAGUGUGGAAACCAAAUCGGAGCAAAGUUCUGGGAGGUGAUAAGUGACGAACAUGGCAUCGACCCCUCCGGGACGUACCAUGGGGACAGCGACCUGCAGCUGGAGCGAAUCAACGUGUAUUACAACGAAGCAACAGGUGGCAAGUAUGUCCCUCGUGCAGUGCUGGUGGACUUGGAGCCAGGAACCAUGGACUCUGUGAGGUCCGGUCCAUUUGGCCAGGUCUUUAGACCAGACAACUUCGUCUUUGGCCAGAGUGGAGCAGGCAAUAACUGGGCUAAAGGUCAUUACACUGAGGGAGCUGAGCUGGUGGACUCAGUCCUGGAUGUGGUGAGGAAGGAGGCAGAGAGCUGCGACUGCCUCCAGGGCUUCCAGCUCACACACUCCCUGGGGGGAGGCACUGGCUCUGGCAUGGGCACUCUACUCAUCAGCAAAAUCCGGGAGGAGUAUCCAGACCGCAUCAUGAACACUUUCAGCGUGGUGCCCUCACCCAAGGUGUCAGACACAGUGGUGGAGCCAUACAACGCCACCCUGUCUGUCCACCAGCUGGUCGAGAACACGGAUGAGACCUACUGCAUUGAUAAUGAGGCCCUGUAUGACAUCUGCUUCCGCACGCUGAAACUCACCACGCCCACCUACGGCGACCUCAACCACCUUGUCUCAGCCACCAUGAGCGGGGUGACCACCUGUCUUCGCUUCCCCGGCCAGCUCAAUGCUGAUCUGAGGAAACUGGCUGUCAACAUGGUGCCCUUCCCCAGGCUGCACUUCUUCAUGCCAGGCUUUGCCCCCCUGACCAGCAGGGGCAGCCAGCAGUACAGGGCAUUGACAGUUCCUGAGCUCACCCAGCAGAUGUUCGAUGCCAAGAACAUGAUGGCUGCUUGCGACCCACGCCACGGGCGCUACCUUACAGUCGCCGCCAUCUUCCGAGGUCGCAUGUCCAUGAAGGAGGUGGACGAGCAGAUGCUUAAUGUUCAGAACAAGAACAGCAGCUACUUUGUGGAAUGGAUCCCCAACAAUGUCAAGACCGCUGUCUGUGACAUUCCUCCCCGUGGCCUCAAGAUGGCCGCCACUUUCAUUGGCAACAGCACGGCCAUUCAGGAGCUGUUCAAACGCAUCUCGGAGCAGUUCACCGCCAUGUUCCGCCGCAAGGCCUUCCUCCACUGGUACACGGGCGAGGGCAUGGACGAAAUGGAGUUCACAGAGGCUGAGAGCAACAUGAACGACCUGGUGUCCGAGUACCAGCAGUACCAGGACGCCACCGCUGAGGAAGAGGGCGAGUUUGAGGAGGAGGGCGAAGAGGACAUGGCCUAGAAACCUACCAUGACCUUUUUUCUUACUAUGCAAGAGUUUAGGGCUGGGCAAUAUGGCUCCAAAUCACUGUUGAUUAUUGAUCAUUGGUUUAAAAUCAGUCACUUGAAAAGUGAAAGUUGUUAAAUGAUAACAUUCAAAUAUUGUCCAGCCUUAAUAGGAGAGCAAAGGAUUUCACCAGCCUUGGUUUUUAAAUGUUGUCUGUUCUGUUGUCAUUUUUCUCACUGUGUUCAGUCCUUUCCUUUUUUUCCCCGUAUUUCUUCAUUCCUGUUUUUAUUCUGAAUGUUUUCAACCUCCACUUUCUUCUCUGUUUAGAGGGUAUCACAGAAAUGUUUCUCAGCCAUGAGUGGCAAACAUGCAACUCUCAGCAUCAGUCAUCAUAUAUUCACAUGGAAAAUCAAAAACUUGGGACAUAAUGUUAAAAUUGAAAGGAGCUGCUGUAAAAUCAAACAGUGAACGGUUAAUGUUCAGGAUCAGUCUGACUCCUGCUAUCACAGCUCUGUCCAUUCAUAGCAGUCUCCUACUGAAUGUUUUGUCCACUCAGCAGUGAAGCGGCCUAAACGAUCACCCUCUGUUAAAUUCUUUAUUUUUCAAGCUGCAGGUUUAAAAUAUAUUUCUGAUGAAAGAUAAAGUAACACUGGCCAGUUCAAGGCACAUUUAGCUGAAUCUGACUCUUAAAUCGUUUCAUUUAUUGAAAAUACACUAAAAGACUGAAAGGUAUAAAUAGUGUCAGGUAUUGGCCACUGUCACUGUGCUUGGUUUGCAAUGUAACUGACAAAGUUUUAGAUGGAUUUUAAUAAAGAUUUUUUGGAAUUGGUGCUAAUUGGUGUGGAUUA
This is a messenger RNA of Toxotes jaculatrix (banded archerfish), 2242 nucleotides long. Its product is annotated as tubulin beta-4B chain. Gene Ontology annotation, cellular component: cytoplasm; microtubule. Gene Ontology annotation, biological process: microtubule cytoskeleton organization; mitotic cell cycle. NCBI's taxonomy places the organism in Eukaryota, Metazoa, Chordata, Actinopteri, Toxotidae. Gene Ontology annotation, molecular function: structural constituent of cytoskeleton; GTP binding; GTPase activity. The transcript has 7 exons. The record is from RefSeq and is a predicted model, not a curated record. The coding region runs from base 72 to 1409 and encodes 445 amino acids.